AUGGAUGGGAUUUUCCAGCCUGGGGAAAUUAUUGUGGGAGCUUUGUUACCUCUUCAUAUUGACAGAGUAUAUUACCCUGUUUCCUUCAGAGAAAGACCUCCUCGCAUCAACUGUACAAUAUUCCACUCAGAGAACUUUCAGCAGCUCCAGGCCCUGAUAUUUGCUGUGGAUGAGAUUAACAGCAACCCCUACAUUCUCCAGAAUAUUACUCUGGGGUUUCAAGUGUUUGAUUCAUGUAACGUUUUACAGAAAGACUUGCAAGGAACUUUACAAGCUUUAACGGGAUACAGUUGGCCCAUUCCCAAUUACAGGUGUCUAGAUAGUACUCUUACUGCAGUCAUCGGGCCCUAUGUUUCUACACCGUCAGUAAUGUUGGCUCAUUUAUUGGGACUGUUAAGAUACCCUCAGGUCAGCCAUUCCUCAACCACCUCUCUCCUGAGCAAUAGGAAAAUAUUCCCCUCUUUUUUCAGGACAGUUCCAAGUGAUGCGUUUCAGUCAAAAGGAAUAGCAAAGCUGGUUCUGUUUUUUGGUUGGACCUGGGUGGGUUUAUUGGCUUUAGACAACGACUAUGGUCAGGUUGGAAUUCAGUUGGUAAAACAACAAAUUACUAAAGCUGGAGCAUGUGUGGCCUUCAGUGAAACUAUUGUUAUGAGUCAGCCAGACCGUAAUGCUAAACAUAUAGUUAAGGUCAUUAAGGAGUCAACAGCCACUACCAUAAUUGUCUUCUCCCUUCCUAUUGAUUUGGUUCCUAUUCUGGAAGAGAUGUUAAGACAGAACCUCUACAAUAAAAUGUUGGUUGGUUGUCAUGGAUGGACAGCUUCCAGUUUAUUUUCUGAUGGCAGAUAUUCAAAGAUUGUCUCUGGCACUAUUGGUUUGGCCUUCAGCAGCGGGACAAUUCAAGGGUUUAGAGAAUUUCUCAACAAAGCCAAUCCUUUUAAGGGCAUAGCAAAACACUGGCUCAAGAUACUUUGGGAGGAAACUUUCUCCUGUCAGUUCCUGGAUACCACAAACGUCACAGAUCCACAGGAAGUGCCUACAAAAGAGUGCACAGGAGAAGAAAGUCUAGAAAAUAUCAGUAAUAACUACAAUGAUGUUUUAAGUUUAAGAAGAACAUACAAUAUAUAUACUGCUACAUAUAUUGUGGCCAAAGCUUUGGAAGACCUGAAAAGCUGCAACAAUGGAGAUGACAUCUUCUUGGAUAAAAAAUGUUUGAAUAUUUUGCAGUUUAAACCUUGGCAGGAGGAGUUGGUCAAGUGGUUAAGUGCUCAGUCUUUGCUGUGGUAUCUCAUGCUAGACACCCUGCUUUUAAAGUACAUAAAGAAAGUGAGGAUCAUUUUGAACAGUGGUAGGGAGCUUUUCUUUGAUGAAAAUGGAGAUAUUCCUGCAAUCUAUGACAUUGUGAAUCGGAAGCUGAGUCCAGAUGGCACCAUAAAGCAAGUUAAGGUUGGCAGCUACGACUCUACAGCAUUUUUUGACCAGGUCCUCACUAUUAACACAAGUGCCAUCUUUUGGGACACAGAAGACCAACAGUUUCUUUUAUGCUUGACAUGGUUGCUCAGAGCACCUCCUUUUACAGAAUACAACAUUCAACUUAAACCUGAACUCAUCAUUGUUCAAUGUUUUAUGCCGACUGGUAAUUCAAUGGAUCCUUUACACACAGUAGUGUUACGCCUUAUUCUGUUGGAACUUAUUCUGGCUUUGUACAUCGAUGAACAAGUUUGUCAUCUCCAAGUCUCAGAGAUAAAGGGAAUUAUACAGCCUGGGGAUGUGAUGUUGGGGGGAUUGUUCACACUUCAUAUAGACAAAGUGUAUCAGCAAGUGUCAUUUACUGAGAAACCUCCCGGAAUCAACUGUACAACAUUUCACUUUGAGACUUUCCAGCAGCUCCAGGCUAUGAUAUUUGCUGUGAAUGAGAUCAACAGAAACCCCGAUAUUCUUCCCAACACCACCCUGGGAUUUCAAAUGUAUGAUUCCUGUGAGGUAUUACAGAAGGAGUUGGAAGGAACUCUACAGAUUUUGUCUGGAAUCAAUUGGCCCAUACCCAAUUACAGGUGUCUAGAAGUUACCCCUCUGGCUGCUGUUAUAGGUGCUUCUAGUUCAACCCAUUCAAUUCUAGUGGCUCAUGUGCUGGGCUUGUAUAGAUAUCCUCAGGUCAGCUAUUUCUCAACCAGCCCUCUCCUCAGCAACCAUAGAAUAUUCCCAUCCUUCUUUAGGACUGUCCCCAGUGAUGCCUUUCAGUCACAAGGGCUGGCAAAGUUGGUGCUGCAUUUUGGAUGGACCUGGGUAGGAUUAUUGGCAACAGACAAUGACUAUGGUCAGCAAGGAAUUCAGUUGAUAAACCAAGAAAUAAUCAAGGCUGGAGCAUGUGUAGCCUUCACAGAGUCCAUACAUACAAGUCAACCUGACCAAAAUGCUCAUCAUAUUGUUAGAGUCAUGAAAGAGUCAACAGCCACAGCUAUAGUUGUCUUCUCUCCUACUAUUAAUUUGGUUCCUAUUCUAGAAGAAAUGUUUAUACAGAAUGUUACCAAGAAGGUUUUGAUUGCCAGUGAAGCAUGGUCCACUUCCACUUUGUUUUCUGAUGGAAAGUUUUCAGAAAUUCUUUCAGGAACCAUUGGCUUGGCCUUACAUAGUGGCAGGAUUCCAGGUUUUGGAGAGUUUAUUGACAAACUUCACCCUUCUGUGUCAUUAGGGCAAUAUUGGGUAAGACUUCUCUGGGAGAAAUCUUUCAAUUGCAAGUUCCAGGAUGAGAAAAACCUCACAGAUGUAUCAGCAGAUUCCAUCAAACUGUGCACCGGUGAAGAAAUUCUAGGAAAUAUUCAAAAUAGCUUUACUGACAUUUCUAGUUUAAGAGUCACUUACAAUGUCUACACUGCUGUGCAUGCUGUGGCCAGGGCCUUAGAAGAUUUAAAAAACUGUAAAGCAGAACAAAGUCCAUUCUCCAACCAGAUAUGCCCCAGUAUAUCCAAUUUCACACCAUGGCAGCUUUUGCAGUAUAUGGGAAAGGUGAAGGUUCCACUGAGCAGUGGAAGCGAGCUUACAUUUGAUGAAAAUGGUGAUCCACCAGCAGUCUAUGAUAUUGUAAAUUGGAAGCUAAAGCCAGAUGGCACUAUAAAACAAGUCAAUAUAGGCAGCUAUGAUGUCACUGCAUCUUUUGGUCAAGUAUUCUCUAUUAACAUAAGCGCCAUCUCUUGGACUGGAGGCCAGCAGGUUCCUCUCUCGGUCUGUAGCCAGAGCUGUUCUUCAGGUUUCAGAAAGGCAAAUGUAAAAGGAAAGCCAACCUGCUGCUUCCAGUGUAUUCCUUGCCCUCAAGGAGAGAUCUCCAAUCAUACAGAUUCUGUUGAUUGUGCUAAGUGUUCAUGGGAUGAAUGGCCAAACUUACAGAAGUCUAAAUGCCUCCAAAAGAACAUAGAAUAUCUCUCUUAUGAAGAUCCUUUAGGGGCAGCUCUAGCAGCUACAGGCGUUGCAUCGUUUUGGGUUCCUGUUCUUAUUUUGAAAAUCUACAUACAAUAUAAAACAACCCCUAUAGUGAAAGCCAACAAUUAUUCUUUAUGUUGUCUUCUUCUGCUUUGUCUGUCCCUUUGCUUCCUCUGCUCUUUGGCUUUCAUUGGUUAUCCUCACCCAGGCAAAUGUCUGUUGCGCCAAGCUGCAUUCGGCUUGAUCUUUACUCUUUGUGUCACUUGUAUUCUUGCCAAAACCAUUAUGGUGGUUUUUGCUUUCAUGGCCACCAAACCUGGUAGCAAACUGAGGAAAUGGACCAGUCCUUUGGUGUCUUAUAUAAUAAUUGCUAUUGGAUUUGGAUUACAAUUUAUCUUAUGUAUGUCAUGGUUAUUAAAGGCACCUCCUUUUCCAGAGUAUAAUAUUCAAACCAAACCUGGAAUUAUUAUCAUUGAAUGUAACAAUGGCUCUGCCACAGCUUUCUGGUGUAUGUUAGGAUAUCUUGGUCUUUUGGCCACUGUAAGUUUUAUUGUUGCUUUUAUUGCCAGGAGGCUCCCUGACACAUUUAAUGAGGCCAAAUUCAUCACCUUUAGCAUGCUGGCCUUUCUCAUUGUCUGGGUGUCCUUCAUUCCAGCAUCUCUCAGUUCACAAGGCAAAUAUACAGAGGCAAUGGAGAUCUUUGCCAUUCUAUCUUCAACUUGGGCCUUAGUAGUGUGUCUCUUCCUUCCCAAAUGUUUUAUUAUAUUGUUCAGACCCAACAUGAAUUCCAGGAAAGAACUCAUGAAGAAAACCAGUGCUCCGUUGUAG
Xenopus laevis (African clawed frog) is the source of this 4242-nucleotide messenger RNA. RefSeq names its product extracellular calcium-sensing receptor. The coding region runs from base 1 to 4242 and encodes 1413 amino acids. NCBI's taxonomy places the organism in Eukaryota, Metazoa, Chordata, Amphibia, Anura, Pipidae. The transcript has 12 exons. The record is from RefSeq and is a predicted model, not a curated record.